CCGAUCUCCUGCUCGCAAUGCUGGGCAACUCGCCUCCGCAAGCUCCUACUACAACAGUGACAACAGUAUCCGCCGUGUCCCUGUCUCCAAUGGAACUUCGGAAGGAUGCAGUUCUGACUCUCCGUGGGGAUUCUGCUUCCUCUUACAGCAACUCGCACACCAGAACUGCAACUCCCAGCAACAACAGUCCUAGGCCAACUGCCGUUCAAAGCUCAACUUCAGAAAUGAACCAAGCCCAGAACGCAUCAAGCAGUCCGCCCCUGGCACCGCUGUCCAAUCUCACGUUGCAGGUCGUGGAUGAGGGACCCGACACGCCCAGCUCCACCGUGGUCGAGUUUGGCGAUCUGGUUCGGACCACUGUUCCCUCAGCAGCAGAGCUAGUGGAGAGCAUCCACCGUUCCCUCACUCAUUCUCACCAUCUCCGCUCCAACUCUCAAUCGAGGAUCAAGCCAGGCGGUACCCAUGAUGGACGCGAGACGAACGAUCGAAGCAGAAGCCAGCCCGCUGGCAGCCAACGAGAGAGGUCGCAGUCUACAGCCCGCAAAGCAAUCAACAUCGAGGGUGCUGAAAGGGGACUUGCGGAUGAUCGGAUCAACAGGUUUCUUUACUCGAUGACUCAACACACAACCCUGCGUACUGAGCGUGAGCUGCUGGCCCAGAAUCAGGAUCUCAUUCGCAAGUUUGCUGCUCUGAAAAGUCAUCACGACCGUCGGGCGCGUCAAUGGAGCGAGGGACUUCGUCGGAAAGAAGCCGAGUAUGAGGCCCGAAUUCAAGAGAUGGGAGAGCACCUGUUGGACCUGGCGAGUGCUCACCCGCUGAAAAUCCCGAGCAUGCUGUCCAACGAAGAGAUCUCGGCUUGGUUCGAGGAUCAGGAUGCUGGGUGGAACACAUGGGCGCGGACCUUUGGGCACCAGGACUCUGACCGACUUGCAAGCGGACUACAUCCACUCCAGCUCCAGGAGCUUUGCGGCGAGGUCAAGGCAUUUGUCCGGAUGACGGGUCCAACAGUGUUGCCACCAGAACUUGUUACCGGCGGUCAGGAGGGGGUGCAUACGCUCCUUAAUGGCAUGUUAGCCAACUUUAUCUGCUCCGAGAUCCUUGCCUCACCGUUCUGGAUAUUCGUCGCAACAUCCCUGGGCCCUCUCGAGAGCCCGGGCAUUGUUCCAACCAAGUCAAUACCGGCGGUUGGUUUACGCAUGGACAUGAGCAACUUUAGCUCCGUGGCACCCGCUCGCCCCGGUCCAACUCCAACGCCGCGAAGUCCGCAGUUUCCGCCACCUCUGAUUACGUCCUUGAUGCCGUCAUCUAGUGCCGGCUUAUCCAUGCUCGGGCUACCGUUGAAGCCUGACAUGGAGCGUCUUGUCCACAUGCUCACCGAUGCUCAGGAAGAAAGCUCGCGAAUAGCAGCCCACCACUGGCGGUCUCAGAUGAUGAGGCUGUUUGCCCACGGCGGUUUUAGUUUGAAGGACGUCGCAGCUGCAGGCCGAAACGAGUCGCGCAGGACGUUUGUCGAGUCACGGCUGAACUAUGCGAGAAAGCUUAAGGAGCGCUUCCUUGGUGGGGCUGCACGGUUCUUACUACACGACCAGGACUCAACCGGCAUCGAAAAGCUCGAACGAAUGUUGACCGACAUGAUCGACGAUGCCCUGAGGUUUUCAUGCAAGCUUUGGUCCCGUGUAACACCCCUUCGCCUGCUAAGCUACAAAGAGCUCGAGAGAAGGGAGUUCAGAUCAUCGAGUCAACUCAUGACACUGUGUCGCGCACAAACCCCGGAUGCUUCGUCUCCCCAGCCUAAGGAAGAGCCAUCAGAAUCACCAAGGAGACAGCGCGAGCGUUCAGUGGUUAUGGUUGUGCAGCCGGCAAUAGUGACUGCAAAUAUCAAUGGUCAGGGGGAUAGACUGGAUAGUAUCGAUGACCUAGUUGGAGAUGGCGUUUCGUUAGUCUGGUUGAGAGCUCGGGUGAUGGUGGCGCGCCCCCUGAUACGAGGAUCUCCGAAUCAUUCUGGACUCUCGAAUCUCCAUAGAACCGGACCGGAAUCAACGCCGUCAUCGGAUGGCUUCUCUGGUCAGAAAACCCCGGACUCUUCGACAAGCUCACCGGGGACAACUCCGUGCGCCAAUACCGAGAGGAUGAUUAACAUUCUUCCUGCUUCCUCGUACAAGGCGCCGGCGGCCGACAAGGAGUAGGGGCGUCGCGAACGACGGAUCAUACUCCCACCAACAACCUUAUUGAGGUCUCAAAGACACUAGGGAACACAAUAGCGUCGCAUUGAGACCCUGAGAGCCUAGUUCCUUCCCUUUCCCCCGGAGGUGGUGUUUAGCAGCAGGGGCAAUGGAUAGCUCUCUGCAAGUGUCUGGUCUUUUUCAAGUUAUGCAUGAGCGUCCCCAGAUGGGAUUAAGAUUUCUUUUGUUGCCUACCGGCGUGUACUAUACCUAGGUAGCUUCAAUUCUUCAUAGCGAUGGACUUUCAGAUUGGUUAAGAAUAUCUGGCUGGCUGCCCCUGAUGAGAGAAUUUGGUAAACCUACUUGUACCUCACUGUUAUGACCAUACAUGUAUCCGUAC
Canariomyces notabilis is the source of this 2562-nucleotide messenger RNA. RefSeq lists its product as uncharacterized. The record is from RefSeq and is a predicted model, not a curated record. The transcript is spliced from 3 exons. Lineage: Eukaryota; Fungi; Ascomycota; Sordariomycetes; Sordariales; Chaetomiaceae. Bases 18 to 2186 code for a protein of 722 amino acids.